UACGAUAUAGAGACGGUGAGCAGAUUCAUUAAGAACUCUCUUCUCUCUCCCCUCCCGUCGCCCAGAAAUCCCCAAUCGCCGCCUUUAAUUCUUCCCAUAGAUCCAGUUCUUGCCCCUUGUGCGGCGGCGACGGUAGUCUAGUGGGACGGGUGUUCGAUUUUAGGUCAGUUGAUCCUCUUCGAUCGUGGAUUGGGGUUUUGCUUGUAUUGCGGGUAUUAAGCGUUGAUUAAGAGCAGCCGGGGCGCCAUCCAUGGCGGAAUUGAUCGGGCCUCGUGUUUACAGCUGCAGCAAUUGCCGAAACCACGUCUGCCUUCACGAUGAUAUCAUAUCCAAAGCAUUUCAGGGGAGAAACGGGCGUGCCUUUCUGUUUUCUCAUGCCAUGAAUGUUGUCGUGGGGCCAAAGGAAGAUAGGCAGCUGAUGACAGGGCUGCAUACGGUUGCCGACAUUUACUGCCGUGAUUGCCGUGAGGUGUUGGGAUGGAAGUAUGAAAGAGCUUAUGAAGAGACACAGAAGUACAAAGAAGGGAAGUUCAUAUUUGAGAAACCCAAGAUUGUCAAGGAGAACUGGUAGUAAAAUUUCUAAUGGAUGCUGUGUUGGUGAAGCUUGUGUUGUGAGCUUCCUGUCAGUGUAACAUUGUUGUCUGUGUGUUCUGAAUCAUCUGAUAGAACCAUCUGUUCUUGUGCAUAAGGCAAAUGUAAGUGAGAACUCAUCCCAAUUGUUGCAUUCUUGCUUCUCUGUUUCUGUAAAGAUUGCCUAUUGGCAAUUGUUUGAUCUCUGUGAAUAUCAGACUAUCGUAUUGUGGA
Musa acuminata AAA Group (dessert banana) is the source of this 804-nucleotide messenger RNA. Its product is annotated as protein yippee-like At4g27745. Lineage: Eukaryota; Viridiplantae; Streptophyta; Magnoliopsida; Zingiberales; Musaceae. The record is from RefSeq and is a predicted model, not a curated record. The coding region runs from base 251 to 571 and encodes 106 amino acids. The transcript is spliced from 4 exons.